UUCAUCGCCUUCCUGUACGUAUGUAUGCAUGUAGUGUUCUCCUCCGCUUGGAGAAGGAGAGUAGGCGGGGGGCCGGUGCUGGAGCUGUGCUCCCUCAGAAAGAUGCUGGUCCGGUGUGGCCUGAGGGCAUGGAGGGAUGGCUGGGAGAGAACCAGACAUUUACUCCCCGCUCUAUUGUGGCGUACCAGCCCACCGGAGAUAACAGCCACAGCUUUGAGGCCAUGGCCUUGUUGAAAUCCUUCGGCAUCUUUCUGGGCGUCUUCAGCGGAUCCUUCGCUCUCGGGGUGGCCACCGGAGUCAUGACUGCUUUCGUGACAAAGUUCACGAAGCUGAGGGACUUCCCUUUGCUGGAGACGGCUCUCUUCUUCCUCAUGUCCUGGAGCACCUUCCUGCUGGCUGAAGCCUGCGGGUUCACAGGUGUGGUGGCUGUGCUGUUCUGUGGAAUCACUCAGGCUCACUACACAUUCAACAAUCUCUCCCCUGAAUCUCAGGACAGGAGCAAACAGUUGUUUGAGCUGCUGAACUUCCUGGCGGAGAACUUCAUCUUCUCCUACAUGGGUCUGACUCUCUUCUCCUUCCAGUCCCACGUCUUUAACCCUUUGUUCAUCAUUGGAGCCUUUCUGGCUGUGUUUGUGGGCAGAGCAGCAAACAUCUACCCUUUGUCCUUCAUGCUCAACCUGGGGCGCAAGAACAAGAUUGGAACAAAAUUCCAGCACGUCAUGAUGUUUGCAGGUCUACGCGGGGCGAUGACCUUCGCUCUCUCCAUCCGAGACACCGCGACCUACGCCCGUCAGAUGAUGUUCUCGACCACCCUCCUGAUCGUCUUCUUCACUGUGUGGAUCUGUGGAGGCGGCACCAUGCCCAUGCUGUCCUUCAUGAGCAUACCGGUGGGCGUGGAUUCUGAUCAAGACAACUUUAGUUCAGCCAUGUUGGACGGCACACAGAGGAGGAACACCAAACAUGAGAGCGCUUGGCCUUUCAGGAUCUGGUAUAACUUUGACAGAAACUACCUUAAGCCCCUCCUGACCCACAGCGGCCCCCCUCUCACUGCCACCAUGCCGGCUUGUUGUGGACCUCUGGCCCGAUGCCUCACCAGCCCACAGGCCUACGAGAACGAAGGUCAGCUCCACAACGACGACGACUCCGACUUCAUCCUGAACGACGCCAACGUGAGCUCCAUGUUCGCGGACGUCACCGUCACCACAGACGCCUCCGGCUCCCGCACCAUCAACCGCAAGCGCUCCUCCACCGCGAGCACCGGGGGCGGCCCGUCCGACGAAGGUCUGGAUCACGAGCUCUCCCUGGCGGAGCACGAAGUGGCGAUCAGGGGCACACGUCUGGUCCUGCCCAUGGACGAUCCGGUGGAGCCCCCUACCACCGUCACUCUGCCGCCACCGCCAUCCCCUCCACGCUCGGACCCUCGCCGACACAGACUCUAAGAACGCUCGUACUGUCAGGAGAGAGUUAGACGGUGUGUUUUGGAGUUUUUAUCGAAACUGCUCGAUACGUAAAAUCCUGUUGUUUGUAAAACCUGAGGCGCGCUUGAUUUAACUCUCACUUCAGGAGGUAACGAUAAAACUGAAUGUGACUGCACUCCAUGGACGGUAGGUACGACAAAUCAAGCACACCUCUUGUUUUUUUAAAGGUUACUUAGAACCAAGCGAGAUGCACGUUUAGCCACUUCUUCUGGAUGCUUCAAAAUGUGGCUGGUGUUUCCUCUUCAGUUUGUACUACUGUGGCGACUCACCAGUGCUGUAAUAUACACUCUCUCUCAAAGCCCCGGCUUCUUUGGGGCUGUCAGGGUUCAAACCUCUGACCUUAACAUGGUUUACUCUUCUCUCUGUGUAGUGAACUAGCUCCUGAUGUGAAGGCCAGUAUAUGUCCAGCUUGCUUUGACCUUCAGUGACUAACAUUCACUUCGCUCUGUAACAUUUAUUCUUGUUUGAGAGCGGUUCACACUACAGUUACGUAACUAAUCGUAUUUGUCCACAUAUUUGUGGAGAGGGGUUUGUUGUGAUUGGCCGGUUGCUUUGUUGGUGAUUGUGAGAACGAGACACGGCCGGGGAAAUAGUGAAGCAGUGAAAGGAGGGCUGAAUUAGAACAAAAAUUGUAAGUAGGUUCUUUAAGGCACAAAAAACAACAAACACUGCUUCCAACAUCAGAGUCCAGGAGCGCCUCUGAGGAGUGUAAACACUGCCUGCCUCUUCUCGAUCAGUCUGUUCUCUUUAUUUAUGCGACAAAGUGAUUAUUUAUGUGAUUUAUUUUGUUUAUUUAUAAUUUAUUUAUUGUGUUGUUGUGUGGCAUUAAUGAUAACUGCCCUCGGUGGUGACAGGCUGUCGUUGCACUACAUUUCUUCUCUAACAAGGUACUUUUUUUUGAAGGAAGUCAGGAGGAGGUGGAUAUCCUCUCUCUCUCUUUUAAACAUGUGUGCAUGUUGAAGUCCCUCCUUCCUGCACCGUAGCGACCCUCUUACUUUUUAUCUUUAAAACCUGGGUGUGUCUGAUGUCAGAUUGAAACCUGGUUCUUAGGGCUAAUGUUUGUUUGUUUGUUUGUUGUCAUUUAGUUUAAUCUUCCUUUAAAAAAAAACAAGCUGACAGCCGAGUCUUUGUGGUGUUAAACCCUCAAAGACGACUGAGGGCUGGCUGAACUGUUUGAAAUAAAGUGCCUAUUCAGAAAUUCAAUUACUUAAUGUAGAUUUGUACAUAUUUUGAUUUGCUAAUGUGCAGUAUGAUGAUCUUACUUGAUUUUUAUAUGACACUCAAAUAUUUGACUGCAGUUGGAUUCUGUAUUUUGGUGUAAUUUGGCCGUGAGGGGACUGCCUGUAGUGAAAGCAAGUUUGUUUGAAAUCCCAAAAGAGUGCAAACUAAAAUAUUGUGCUUGAAUUUAAGGGGGGAAAAAAACACAGACUACUUAUUUUCUGGUAGAUAUAAAAACUUUGUGAAUAUGAAAAUUGUUUGUUUGAUCAAAAGUAUUUGUGGCAUUUUAAAAUAAUACAGUUGGGGAAUGAAUUCGGGGUAUCUUUUUUAAAGCUUUUUAUUUGCCAGUGAGAUCAAGGGAGAGAUACUUUUACAACACUUUUUACUGAUGCACUGUUCAGUCUAUUGUUCUUUCUUAUUUGAUCAAGCUCGCCUGCUUUGCUCCCGCCUCAGUGAGGGAUCAUUUACUCUGAGGUUCAUCCUUUCCUUGUCUUUUUAUUCUUCUGAAAAGGUCUGAUUUUUACUGAAGCGUAUUGCGUUCACAUGAGUUAAAAAUUCUGCUCUGUUUUUCUGAAUUAACAAGUUAAUUAUCUCAGAAUUAUGAGACAUUUUUUUGUAAAUAAAAAAAAUUCUGCUCUGUUGUAAA
Notolabrus celidotus (New Zealand spotty) is the source of this 3342-nucleotide messenger RNA. Its product is annotated as sodium/hydrogen exchanger 6-like. The transcript has 11 exons. Gene Ontology annotation, biological process: regulation of pH; sodium ion transport; proton transmembrane transport. The coding region runs from base 21 to 1439 and encodes 472 amino acids. The record is from RefSeq and is a predicted model, not a curated record. Gene Ontology annotation, molecular function: sodium:proton antiporter activity. Lineage: Eukaryota; Metazoa; Chordata; Actinopteri; Labriformes; Labridae. Gene Ontology annotation, cellular component: membrane; recycling endosome.